This is a messenger RNA of Caenorhabditis remanei, 279 nucleotides long. RefSeq lists its product as uncharacterized. Bases 1 to 279 code for a protein of 92 amino acids. Lineage: Eukaryota; Metazoa; Nematoda; Chromadorea; Rhabditida; Rhabditidae. The transcript is spliced from 2 exons. The record is from RefSeq and is a predicted model, not a curated record.
AUGAUGCGCGGUCUGAUUCUUAUUUCUGUCCUAAUAUUCUGCCUACUCAAUUCUGUCCAUUCUCAAUGGGGUAAUGGUGGCGGCUGGAACAAUGGUUACGGUAACUAUGGUCCUGGCGGGGGAUAUGGAGGCGGCUACGGUGGAAACGGAUGGCGAGGUGGAUAUGGAGGAGGAUUCGGUUCCCAACAGGCUUACAAUGUCCAGAAUGCUGCUAGAAUUGGGACGGAGGUAGCGGAAGGAGUGCUGGUGGCUGAGGAGGUGUCGGAGGCGUUGGGAUAA